Molecule: messenger RNA, 366 nt
Organism: Dovyalis caffra
Lineage: Eukaryota; Viridiplantae; Streptophyta; Magnoliopsida; Malpighiales; Salicaceae
Source: the annotation of a GenBank genome assembly
AUGAAGGGUUCGUGCACUCUUGUUGCCUCUGUUGUUGCUGCCUCCACUGUAGCUUUAUCUUCAUCAACCCCAUCUUUUUCUUCGCCUGUGGUUGAGGAUUCAUCAAGAUCAUCAUCAAUGGAGAAAAAUAGUGGGUCUAAUCAGGAGAAAUUCGCACCAAGAUUUGAUGGGUUAAGGGAUGUGAAGGAUUCAUCAAGAUCAUCAUCAAUGGAGAAAAAUAGUGGGUCUAAUCAGGAGAAAUUCGCACCAAGAUUUGAUGGGUUAAGGUUCAUUGAGACCCUUGAAGAGGCUUUUUUUUUUAGUGGAAUGGAUUUGAAUGUGAAGAAAGCCAAAAAGACGCAGAUGUUGAAGAAUGAAGAUCGUUGA